Metarhizium album ARSEF 1941 is the source of this 921-nucleotide messenger RNA. Its product is annotated as amino acid transporter arg-13. The coding region runs from base 1 to 921 and encodes 306 amino acids. The record is from RefSeq and is a predicted model, not a curated record. Lineage: Eukaryota; Fungi; Ascomycota; Sordariomycetes; Hypocreales; Clavicipitaceae. Gene Ontology annotation, biological process: mitochondrial L-ornithine transmembrane transport. The transcript has 2 exons. Gene Ontology annotation, molecular function: L-ornithine transmembrane transporter activity.
AUGGAAGCCGUAGAGGAUGUCCUGUAUGGGACAUUCGCUGGUAUGCUAGGCAAAUACAUCGAGUACCCGUUCGACACUGUCAAGGUGCGACUGCAAAGCCAGCCAGACCAGCUGCCUCUACGAUAUGCUGGCCCACUCGACUGUUUUCGACAAUUCCUCAAGUCUGACGGCCCUCUGGGCCUUUACCAAGGCAUCGGCGUGCCACUGGUUGGCGCAGCCGUCGAGACCAGCAGUUUGUUUGCCUUCGAAAGCGCGGGCCGAGAGAUGAUGUACCUGUCCGGAUGGGCGUCUCGAGACGAAAGACUGUCGCUUCCUGCACUGCUGCUCACCGGCGCCUUCGCGGGGGCACUCACCUCUUUCGUUCUCAACCCCGUCGAGCUGGUCAAAUGCAGGGUUCAAGCCCCAAUACCAGCAGAUGGCGUCAUCACCACGGGCCCUCUACGUGUCAUCCAGGACGUAUUUCGCAACACGGGCCUCCGCGGCUUUUGGCGAGGUCAAGUGGGCACUCUCAUCAGAGAGACGGGAGGCGGCGCGGCUUGGUUCGGUGCCAAGGAGGCCGUGACCGCCAUGUUCUACUCCCUACGGACUCAGCCUGCCACAUGCCCGUCCCGCAGCGGGGAAAUCCUGCUCAGGCCGCUGCCACUGUGGCAACAAGCCGUCGCUGGCGCGUCCGCCGGCGUCUCCUACAACCUCUUGUUCUUCCCCGCCGAUACAAUCAAAUCGCGGAUGCAGACGCGGCCCGUUGGCGGGCCGCGGGUGUCUGAGAAGCGUACGUUCCGGAGCGAGUGCUUGGCGCUCUGGCAGAGCCAGGGGCUUCGUGGAAUGUAUCGCGGCUGCGGCAUCACAUGCCUUCGGUCCGCGCCUAGUUCCGCACUUAUUUUCAUGUCAUUCGACGGCUUGAAGCGCACCUUUCCACUGUGA